GAUACCGUCGAUAGCUUAGCACUUUGAAACCGUCUCUGUGUCGUCUCCCGCCGUGACCACCGUGCCUCAACUCUCCGUCGUCCUGCCGCUCUGGCGAACUUCAACCUGAUCAAUCUAGGGUUCAACAUAUUUUUGUUUAUUAGGGCUUUUGAUCUGCUUCAUUUGAUCUACCUUCCCUCUUUCCUCAUUUUCAAUUUCUGAGUUUUGUUGGAUUUCAUGUUUUGAGCGUUAUUGAGUGGUAAAGUUGUGAUUUUUAGAUUUUAUUUGGGAAUUUUUCAUCUGUGUUUGUGGUUGUUGUUGUUGUGGUGGUGGUCACUGGCUAGUGGCUUUAUAGGGUGUUUGAGUUUUGAUUAUUUUUGGGUUUGAUUGUUUAGGGCUUGAUAAAAAAAAUGGGGUUAGGUGGUGUGAAUGGUAAGGUGAUAGAGUCUUUGGAUGUGGGUAAAUCAAAAGGGAGGAAGAAAAAGAAGUUACAAAAUGGGGCAAUGGAAGAUGAAGAAAAUGAUUCUGGGUGUUGGCAUAGCUUUAGGUUCAUUGGUAACUGCAUUUCUUCAAGAUCCAAGGUUGAUAGUUCUGUUAGUGGUACCAGUAAUAAUUAUGCUGAAAGCAAAUCAACUAUUGAUACGAGUAGAGACCAGCCAUCAGUUCCAGUAGUCUCUUCGACGACUACUACUACUAGUAAUGCUGAAAGCAGCUCAUCUACUUCGAAACUUGAAGAGGAGCUUAAAAUUGCUUCCAGGCUGCGAAAGUUCUCUUUCAAUGAUCUUAAGCUGGCAACAAGAAAUUUUCGGCCCGAGAGUCUUCUUGGUGAAGGUGGGUUUGGUUGUGUGUUCAAAGGAUGGAUUGAAGAAAAUGGAACUGCUCCAGUGAAACCUGGCACAGGCCUUACUGUUGCAGUCAAAACCCUAAACCAUGAUGGGCUCCAGGGUCAUAAAGAAUGGCUGGCUGAAGUAAAUUAUCUUGGUGAUUUAGUUCAUCAAAACCUUGUCAAACUUAUAGGCUACUGUAUUGAAGAUGAUCAAAGGUUGCUGGUAUAUGAAUUUAUGCCUCGAGGAAGCCUGGAAAACCACUUGUUUAGGAGAUCCUUGCCACUUCCGUGGUCCAUAAGGAUGAAAAUUGCGCUAGGAGCUGCAAAGGGACUUGCUUUUCUUCACGAGGAAGCUGAACGACCAGUUAUAUAUAGGGAUUUUAAAACUUCCAAUAUACUAUUGGAUGCAGAGUACAAUGCCAAGCUCUCAGACUUUGGACUUGCAAAAGAUGGUCCAGAGGGUGAUAAAACUCAUGUGUCUACCCGAGUUAUGGGAACUUAUGGUUACGCAGCACCAGAAUAUGUCAUGACAGGGCAUCUUACAUCAAGAAGUGAUGUGUAUAGUUUUGGAGUGGUACUACUUGAGAUGAUAACCGGGCGAAGAUCCAUGGACAAAAACCGUCCAAAUGGUGAACAUAACCUUGUAGAAUGGGCUAGACCGCAUCUAGGAGAGAGAAGAAGGUUCUACAGGUUGAUAGACCCUCGAUUGGAAGGCCACUUCUCGAUAAAAGGAGCUCAAAAAGCCGCCCAGUUGGCUGCUCACUGCCUUAGCCGAGAUCCAAAAGCAAGACCACUAAUGAGUGAAGUUGUAGAAGCUUUGAUGCCUCUCCCAAACCUAAAGGACAUGGCUAGUUCAUCAUACUAUUUCCAGACGAUGCAAGCUGACCGAUUUAGUGCCAGUCCAAAUACUCGAAAUGGUAGAACACAAGGAGGAUCCGCCCGAAAUGGACAACAACAAAGGAGCCUUUCCAUAUCACAUGGUACUCAUGCUUCUCCAUUUCGCCAUCGGUAUCCUCAAAAUUCACCAAAGCCAACUGGAAAAGCACAGAGUUGAUGAAUUUUCUAUCACCCUACUUUUUAAUCAUCUCUUAUUUUCUAAGUAUAGAUGUAACAACUUCUUGUGAAGCCAUUUGUUCAUGGGACAACUUGAGGGUAAAAGAAGCAUGCUGCUUGCUUUAUGAUCUAUUAUGUUAAUGAGUCUUGACCCCUUUGAAUAGUUAUUGAGCUAACUAUGUGUAUGUUUGGAAUCACAGUGAGUUCAACGACAUUACAGUAGCACCGUGAUUUUGUUGAAGCUCGAAGUUGUAGCUUUAGUUAAAAUCAUGGCUGCACACUGUGCUUUUGCCGAACUCACCGUAAUUCCAAACAUGAACUAUGAUGUGUUUUGCAAAUUGUCAACCAAUGUUUCUUUCAGGUUGUUUGGAAAUAUUGAACAACUCAAAGUUUUAUUUGAUUUCAAAAUUCAAAUGGCCCUUGUGAUUUAUGUA
Molecule: messenger RNA, 2292 nt
Organism: Trifolium pratense (red clover)
Lineage: Eukaryota; Viridiplantae; Streptophyta; Magnoliopsida; Fabales; Fabaceae
Product: serine/threonine-protein kinase PBL34-like
Exons: 6
Coding region: 390-1859 (489 amino acids)
Biological process (GO): protein phosphorylation
Molecular function (GO): protein kinase activity; ATP binding
Source: RefSeq, a predicted model, not a curated record